GACUACCAGGAUGCAGCCCUUCUCAACAUUCUUUGGUAUUUGCUGGGUCUGUCUUCAGACACUAUGUGUCUCGUGAAAAACCAGGUCGCUGUUUACCCUGGUGGGUGUCUAUUUAUCACCUUUAAGCGCAUGAAGUCUGCCUCGAAUGAAGGAGCGUCGAUUUUUCACGACCCAAACGAUUUUUCGUCUUGCCCAAUUCAUGCACUAGCUUUGGCUACAAUUAUGCAGUCGACUCCAAGCGAGUUUCUCAUGGAUCAACUUCCUCGAGAUACACAAGAGGUCCUGCCGACUGAAAUUGGCGAAACGCCGCUCCGCGAACUACUUGAUGCGCGUACCAGGUCCCCAGCAACCUCCAACUCUGACAAUGCGAAAAAAGCGACAGUCCCCGGAAUUCACGCGUAUGUUAAUCGCGUACUGCAGAAGUGGAGUGGUGUCUGGCAAACCGAAGGUACUAACCUGACGCCAGGGCUAUCAUCGCAUUCAUUUCGGCGUGGAGCUGCUCAAAACGCGAAUAGUGACAGCAAAAUCAGCACACCUUGGAUUCUAGACCGUGGAGGCUGGAGCAUGAGUGCUGUGAGCAAAGCGUUCAAUUAUAUUGUUGGCACGACGCAGGGAGAUCAAACCGUCGGCAAGUCGUUAGCUGGAUGGGAUUUAAAAGCUAACGACGAACUCUUGCGGAGGCAAACCUUGCUCUUGGAGCAGCAGACGCAGAUCCUUGGAGGGCUAGCAGCAGAAGUGAAGGCAUUGAACCAGCGGGUGCAGCGGCUUGAGCACCCAUCGGACGUAACCACCGCUCUGUCGCCAACAGCAGCUGGUAGCCUGUCGAGCUCGUCCAGCGCUUUGUCGGAUACUGCAAGCGGCGCGGCAACUCGUGCGCAUUCGCGUGCGAAGCCACUCGCGACUGUGGUUUCUGCCCCCGUUGCCAGCGCGCGUCCAAACCGGCGGCGCUAUCACGAGUGCAAGGUGGCCGUGGCCUUUAUGCGGGUUUUUCUCCCAGCCGGAUACAACGUGACCGGAGAUGAGGUCACAGCAAAGGGACGCAUCCUGAGCUCAGGACGGGAGGCCGAGGCAAACGUUUUUGCUUUCCUGGAGGCUAAGAAUGUCAAAGCAAAGUCGCAUGGCACAAUUGUUAAGGUUUUGAAGCGGAUGUAUGCUCAAGGCAAGCUAGACGACCGCAUCAGGAAUUACCAGCGACUUAAGCAGGAAGGCAAGGCUCUUAAAGAUGCACUGGUGUAUGUUCUUGAGCCCUACAACAGUCACAGCACAACGUAA
Messenger RNA from Phytophthora sojae, 1272 nucleotides. RefSeq lists its product as hypothetical. The annotation marks the transcript as partial. NCBI's taxonomy places the organism in Eukaryota, Oomycota, Peronosporomycetes, Peronosporales, Peronosporaceae. The record is from RefSeq and is a predicted model, not a curated record. Gene Ontology annotation, molecular function: DNA binding. The transcript has 4 exons. Gene Ontology annotation, biological process: DNA recombination; DNA integration.